Messenger RNA from Lathyrus sativus (Indian pea), 2931 nucleotides. The record is from the annotation of a GenBank genome assembly. Lineage: Eukaryota; Viridiplantae; Streptophyta; Magnoliopsida; Fabales; Fabaceae.
AUGGAGCAAGAACCAUCAUCACUCGGAAAACGAAGAGAAUCAGAAGCCACCGACGCCGGCGACACUUCUUCAAAACCAAAGAAACCCCGAAGUCUAGAACGCACUUGCGUCCACGAAGUUGCAGUUCCAAGCAAUUACAUUUCAACCAAAGACGAAUCACUUCACGGAACACUCUCCAAUCCUCUCCACAACGGCACCAUGGCAAAAACCUACACCUUCGCACUCGACCCCUUUCAACAGGUAUCAAUCGCGUGCCUUGAACGAAACGAGUCCGUUUUGGUUUCAGCUCAUACUUCAGCCGGAAAGACUGCGAUCGCGGAAUACGCGAUUGCAAUGGCUUUUAGGGAUAAACAGAGAGUUAUAUAUACUUCGCCGCUUAAAGCUCUUAGUAACCAGAAAUACAGAGAGCUUAAUCAGGAAUUUAAAGAUGUAGGGUUGAUGACCGGUGAUGUUACGAUCUCUCCGAAUGCGACGUGUCUUGUUAUGACGACAGAGAUUCUUAGGGGGAUGUUGUAUCGUGGUUCAGAGGUUUUGAAGGAAGUUGCUUGGGUUAUAUUUGAUGAAAUUCAUUAUAUGAAGGAUCGUGAAAGAGGUGUUGUUUGGGAGGAAAGUAUAAUCUUUUUGCCGCCUGCUAUUAAAAUGGUGUUUCUUUCGGCUACUAUGUCUAAUGCUACGGAGUUUGCGGAGUGGAUUUGUAAUAUACAUAAGCAACCUUGUCAUGUUGUGUAUACUGAUUUUCGACCGACUCCGUUGCAGCAUUAUGUUUUUCCCAAUGGUGGGAAUGGAUUGUAUUUGGUUGUUGAUGAGAAUGAGCAGUUUAGGGAGGAUAAUUUUGUUAAGCUGCAGGAUACUUUUUCUAAGCAGAAAGUUGGUGAUGGGUUUAGGGGUGGUAAAUCUAAUGGUAGACAUGGGAAAAGUGGUCCUGCGGGUGCUGGUUCUGACAUAUACAAAAUUGUCAAGAUGAUCAUGGAAAGGAAAUUCCAACCUGUUAUCAUCUUUAGCUUCAGUAGGAGAGAGUGUGAGCAGCAUGCAAUGGCUAUGUCUAAGCUUGACUUCAACACCAAAGAGGAAAAAGAUACAGUGGAGCAUGUUUUUAGGAAUGCAGUGCUCUGUUUGAAUGAAGAAGACCGGAGCUUACCUGCUAUCGAGCUGAUGUUACCCCUACUUCAGCGAGGAAUUGCUGUCCACCAUUCUGGCCUUCUUCCUGUCAUCAAAGAAUUGGUUGAGCUUCUUUUCCAGGAAGGUCUUGUAAAAGCCCUCUUUGCUACUGAGACAUUUGCAAUGGGUUUAAAUAUGCCGGCAAAAACUGUUGUAUUCACUGCUGUUAAGAAGUGGGAUGGUGAUAGUCACCGUUAUAUUGGCUCUGGUGAAUAUAUACAGAUGAGUGGAAGGGCCGGGCGGCGUGGCAAAGAUGAGCGUGGGAUUUGUAUCAUAAUGAUUGAUGAGGAGAUGGAAAUGAGUACCCUCAAAGACAUGGUUCUGGGUAAACCCGCUCCUUUAGUUAGUACAUUUAGGCUUAGUUACUACUCAAUUUUAAAUUUGAUGAGUCGUGCAGAAGGUCAAUUCACUGCCGAACACGUGAUAAGAAACUCAUUUCAUCAAUUUCAAUAUGAAAAGGCCUUACCUGAUAUGGGAAAAAGGGUAUCUAUGCUGGAGCAGGAAGUAGCCUUGCUUGAUGCUGCAGGGGAGGCUGAAGUAUCUGAAUAUCAUAAGCUGAAAAUAGAAUAUGCUCUUCUAGAGAAGAAGAUGAUGUCGCAACUAAUAAGACCGGAAAUGAUUCUUUAUUUUCUUGUCCCCGGUCGAUUGAUUAAAGUAAGAGAAGGCGGGACAGAUUGGGGCUGGGGUGUUGUAGUCAAUGUUGUUAAGAAACCUGUUGGUGGUUAUAUAGUUGACACUUUACUUCAUUGUUCACCUAGUUCAAACGAAAACAGUACACGGUCAAAACCAUGUCCACCGCGCCUUGGAGAGAAAGGUGAAAUGCAUGUGGUCCCGGUUCAAUUACCAUUAAUCUCUGCGCUUAGUAAACUAAUGAUACAUGUACCUCCUGAUCUCCGGCCCUUGGAAGCUCGGCAAAGCAUACUCCUUGCUGUUCAGGAGCUGAGCAAUCGUUUUCCUCAAGGUCUUCCAAAGCUUAACCCUGUAAAGGACAUGGAUGUACGAGAUUCAGAGAUAGUUGAACUUGUCAAUCAAAUAGAAGAGCUUGAGAAAAAGUUGCUUGGUCAUCCUAUGCAUAAGGUUCAAGAUGUAGAUCAAAUUAAGAGCUUUGAGAGGAAAGCUGAAGUGAAUCAUGAAAUUCAACACCUGAAAGCAAAAAUGCGAGACUCCCAGCUGCAAAAAUUUCGGGAUGAACUUAAAAACCGCUCUCGAGUCUUAAAGAAGCUUGGUCAUAUUGAUGCUGAUAGUGUAGUUCAAUUGAAAGGAAGGGCAGCCUGCUUGGUCGACACAGGCGAUGAACUCCUUGUCACUGAAUUAAUGUUUAAUGGCACUUUUAAUGAUCUGGACCAUCACCAAGUUGCUGCUCUUGCAAGUUGUUUUAUACCCGUAGAUAAAUCAAGUGAGCAGAUACAAUUGAGAUCAGAGCUUGCAAGACCUCUACAACAGCUUCAAGACAAUGCAAGAAGGAUAGCAGAGAUACAACACGAAUGCAAAUUGGAAGUAAAUGUGAAUGAGUAUGUCGAAUCAACAGUAAAGCCAUUCUUGAUGGAUGUAAUAUACUCUUGGUCUAAGGGAUCUAGUUUUGCUGAUGUUACUCAAAUGACUGACAUCUUCGAGGGCAGUAUCAUUAGGGCUGCUAGAAGGCUUGAUGAAUUUUUGAAUCAGUUGCGUGAUGCUGCUGAAGCAGUUGGAGAAGUUGACUUGGAGAAGAAAUUUGCUGCAGCAAGUGAAAGCCUUCGUCGUGGUAUUAUUUUUGCAAAUUCUCUGUAUCUGUGA